Molecule: messenger RNA, 1932 nt
Organism: Cygnus atratus (black swan)
Lineage: Eukaryota; Metazoa; Chordata; Aves; Anseriformes; Anatidae
Gene: TECR
Product: trans-2,3-enoyl-CoA reductase
Exons: 14
Coding region: 311-1135 (274 amino acids)
Biological process (GO): very long-chain fatty acid biosynthetic process
Molecular function (GO): oxidoreductase activity, acting on the CH-CH group of donors
Source: RefSeq, a predicted model, not a curated record
CGGCAGCGCCCCCUGGGCGCUGGGGGCGGCCGGGACGCGGAGUCCCGCGAGCCCACGGGGGAACGGAGGCCCCGGGAGGCCCCGGCCCAGCCCGGGAAGGGCCCGGUCCUGCGGGAGGGCGGCCGAGGUUUUCCUUCUCCAGGUGGUAUGCCGCACCGAUACGGAGGGGCCGUUUGCACGACCUGUUGGUCUGAAGUACUGUCCGAGAGCUUUCUGAUAGAAGGUGGAAAUCCUUGACUGGAAGACAAAGGAACAGCUAUGCUUCCUAGAUAAGGUGGAACCAAAUGCUACAAUUAGGGAGAUAAGAUUGAUGUUCCAUAAAUUAUAUCCUCGGUGGUAUCCAGCAAGACAGUCGAUAAAACUUGAUCCAAAAGGAAAGUCCCUGAGGGAUGAGGAAAUCCUGCAGCACCUCCCUGUUGGCACAACUGCUACCUUAUACUUUAAAGAUUUAGGGCCACAGAUAGGAUGGACUACGGUGUUUUUGAUAGAAUAUACAGGUCCAUUGUUCAUCUAUUUUCUGUUUUAUUUCCGCAUGCCUUUUGUGUAUGGACUGGAUGAGAGGUUUACAUCAAGCCCACAUCCAGUAGUUAACUUGGCAUGUAUCUGCCAUUCUUUCCACUACAUCAAAAGGUUGAUUGAAACAAUAUUUGUUCAUCGGUUCUCCCAUGGGACUAUGCCACUGAGGAAUAUUGUGAAGAACUGCUUGUAUUACUGGGGAUUUGCAGCUUGGCUUGCUUAUUACAUCAAUCAUCCUCUUUACACUCCUCCUUCUUAUGGGAAAAAACAGAUUAAUUUUGCUGUGAUCAUGUUUCUGCUGUGUGAAGCUGGAAAUUUUUCCAUUCAUGUUGCACUUAGUGACCUCCGGAGAGAUGGAUCCAAAACCCGUAAGAUCCCAUAUCCAACAAAGAAUCCUUUCACGUGGCUGUUUUUCUUUGUGUCUUGCCCUAACUAUACCUAUGAGGUGGGGACAUGGAUCAGUUUCACUGUCAUGACUCAGUGUGUUCCAGUGGGUCUGUUCACCUUGCUUUGCUUCAUUCAGAUGACAAUCUGGGCAAAAGAUAAACACUACACCUACCUACGAGAAUUCAAGGAUUAUCCAAGUCUUAGAAUGCCAAUUAUUCCUUUUUUGUUGUAAAAAAAAAAAAAAGAAAGAAAGGAAAAAAAGGAAGAAAAAAAAGGUUGACUUCAAUAUUGCAUGGAACUUCAAGAAGAAAAAGCUGAUGGAUCUUUUAUUCAUAAACCUCCUGCCAAAAAAUAAGUGAAUUAAUUUAAAUAAUUCUGUUGUAUGUUAAAUCUCCACUGCUGAGGGAAAUUGUGUACAUUUGAAAACUAUACUUCCUUAUGUUCAAGAAUUCCUCAGCUCAGAAGCACCUUCAGAAAGUAAGGCUUCAUUGCACAUUUGGUAGCCAAAAGCUCCUAUAGUUCACUGCAACCCAAUUGACUUAGAUUUUCCUGUACUAGUCUAUUUAGACUGAUGCCUCUGAGAUACUGAGAAGCCUGUGCUGAAAAGUAGCUCCAAAUUUAGCAGUGGCACUCUACAAGACUGUGACGUAAGUACAUUGGAACGAGGACAUACCAGCCAACUACUAGAGAGCUCAGCUCAGACAGCAUGGCCAGCUGGCCUGAAGACAGUUGCAUGUUCUGCCUUCUUUGACUUGAAAAAGAGAGUGUGCUGCCUGGGGGCAGGUGCUUUGUGACAAACAACAUUACCAAAGAAUAUGAAUGGUUCCUAGAAUAAAGAAAUAGGCAAUAUCUCAAAUACCUGUUUUGGGUCUAACCUAUAAUUUGCCAAAUGAUUCUACAGUAAGAUGAAUUUGUAGAUGUAACAUCUUUUGUUGAUUUUUGGGGGGGAAGCUUGUUUUCUGUUUGUUUUGGUUUUAGUAUUCUUCAUUAGUAAAUUGCAUACUAGUAAAUAAGAUUCAUAAGAUCUGA